Ilex paraguariensis (yerba mate) is the source of this 1692-nucleotide messenger RNA. Lineage: Eukaryota; Viridiplantae; Streptophyta; Magnoliopsida; Aquifoliales; Aquifoliaceae. The record is from the annotation of a GenBank genome assembly.
AUGGUCAAUAAUGGGGAAGUUCAAGUGUUGAAGCAAAUGGAGAAAGGGCCUAGCGAAUUACCCCCAGCAGCCUUAGCGAAUUACCCCCACCAGCCCCUAGCGAAUUACCCCCAGCAGUCCACAAGUCCAGCAAGGAAUCAAAAUACAUUGAUCCCUCAAUUUACUGAUCCGCUUCGCUUUGCUUCAUCGCUUGACCUUGAAUAUAGCUGUAAAUGUAAGAAGGCCUUGUUACAAUAUCUUUUCAUGGGAAAGAAGGGAGGUACUUCAUGGUUGACAGCCGUAAAGAAGGCCUUCAGGUCUCCAACUAAGGCUAAUGAGAAAAAUAGUAGCAGGAGGAGAGAAGAACAUGAACAAGAAGAAGGGAAGAAGCGACGAUGGAUGUUUCGAAAGCCUACAAAUAAUACUCAGCAAAGUCAAACAAAGGUGACAACCCAUUCUACACCUGAAGAACCUAUGUUGGUUGCUGAGCAAAGGCAUGCGAUUGCCGUUGCAGCAGCCGCGGCUAUAGUUAUUCAAACAGCUUUCAGAGGUUACCUGGCAAGAAGAGCACUACGUGCACUUAAGGGCCUUGUGAAGCUUCAAGCUUUAGUGAGAGGACAGAAUGUCCGAAAGCAAGCAAAGAUGACACUAAAAUGCAUGCAGGCUCUGCUUCGAGUGCAGGCUCGGGUUCGUGAUCAACGUACAAGUGCGAGGCUUUCACACGAUGCAGGCAGAGAGUCUUUGUUUGCCGAGACAAACGACUUAUGGGAGUCUAGAUAUCUUCAAGACAUCCAUGGGUCGAUGGUAAGUUGUUUUCCAGAGUUUCCAACUUUCCAUAGCACAUACGAAAUCAAGAACGCAAGAGAUGGAAACGAAGUGGAAGAAAGGACAAACCGGCUUGAUCGGUGGAUGGUAACAAAGCAAUGGGAGAGCAACAGCAGAGCUUCAACUGAUAUGAAAUGGGAGAGCAACAGCAGAGCUUCAACUGAUAUGAAACGGGAGAACAAGAGCAGAGCUUCAAUUGAUAGAAGGGACCCUAUAAAACCCGUUGAAGUCGACAUAUCUGGCCCUUACUCUUCUAAUUCAACUAACAAUUUUCGAAGAACACAAUAUCAAAGUCACCACCAAAGACAACCUACCCCAUAUCAUGUAGCUUCUCCUCACCGUGCACAGUACAAUGUCUCUGUCAUCCAACCACCCAUAACGCCUUGCCCAUCUAAAACCAAACACUUGCAAGUGCGUUCAGCAAGUCCUCGAUGUCUCAAAGAAGACAAAAGCUACUCAACGGCAAACAGCCCAAGCUUACGUUCGACACCUCAUUUCAAUGGCAGCGGAUGCCACUAUACCACAUGGGCUAAUGAGGGUGGUGGUACUGCUGCAAUGCCCAACUACAUGGCUGCCACCAAGUCUGCAAAAGCUCGGGUUAGAUCACAAAGUGCACCAAGGCAGAGGCCCUCAACACCAGAGAGGGAACGAGGCGGGUCGGCAAAGAAACGCCUGUCAUAUCCAGUUCCUGAGCAGCCAUACAUUGGAGCCGCCAAUGACUGCAGCAGUUUUAGCCAGAACUUGAGUUGUUCCAGCUUCAAGAGUGUUCAAGCAGGCUAUGGAGGAAUGGAGCAACAGUCGAGAAGGUCAUGUUACACAGACAGCAUUGGCGGAGAAAUUUCUCCAUGUUCAACUUCAACCACUGCUUUAACAAGGUGGUUAAGAUGA